UAUAUUGAACCAAGAUACUAACCAAUAAGCAACCCUUACUUUUAAUAGUGUUGCCAUUCCAACUUCAACCUCAGAGAUUUCAAGCAAGCCGUACUCUGGAUGGGAUACGGCAUUGCUCCCAACCUCAUCCUCUUUUUAAAUUCGCUUUCGAUUCCAGGGAUGUUUUGGGAUCGUAAAUGCGGUCACGUGGUUCUCUUUGAGAGGUUAUAGCCUCGACGCAGAGGAGAGACCCAACUGAUUCACACUCACACAUGCAAGCGCACACCCAUCAUCUUUAAACACGUCUCCCACACACCCUGAAGGAGUAUAAAUCCCGAUAAGACGCCACAGACUUGCUCACAUGUACACAUACAGCGCCAGAGACUGCGCGCGAGGAACACGCCAGGUUGGAUCCAGUCCACAUUUAUUAAUUUUCCCUUAUCUGUGUUCAAUAUUGAAAAUGGAAAGCAAACAGUUGGCGCGGAAGUUGUCAGCAGAUAGACCCUAGUCUCUAUUGAAAAACAAGAGAGAGUCAAUACAGAAGCACAGCCGAGAGGUCCAAUGUGCUUCGCGGACUGAAACGUCCAGCUCUGCCGAGGCCCGAAGACCGUAUGGAACACAGCAACCAUGCAAGACUGUGAUUAUUAUCUGUGCCUCACGGUCUACACCGUCACCUUCAUCACCGGCUUCCCGGCCAACGUCUUGGCCUUCUACACGCUCAGCCGCAAGGUCUGGAGGAAGCCGGCGCCCAUUGACAUCCUCCUCCUCAACCUGACCAUCUCAGACUUGCUCUUCCUCAUCUUCCUCCCCUUCAAGAUGCAAGAAGUGGCCAAUAACAUGGUGUGGAACAUCCACUACUUCCUCUGCCCGCUGUCCGGUUUUGUCUUCUACAUGACCCUCUACAACAGCACCUUCUUCUUGACGGCGGUGAGCGUGGAGCGCUACCUCGGCGUGGCGUUUCCAAUCCAGCACUCCCUGUGGAGGAGGCCCGUCUACGCCGUCUUUGCUAGCAUCUUCAUUUGGGUGUUUUCCAUCCUCCAUCUCAGCAUCGUCUACAUCGUGCCCUACUACAACCCGUCCGGGAUGGAGCCGCCAUCCAGGAACGUCUGCUACGAGGAAUUCACCCCCGAUCAACUCGAGAUCCUCUUGCCCGUGCGCUUGGAGUUAUGCAUCGUCCUCUUCUGCGUCCCCUUGCUUAUUUGCAGCUUCUGCUACAUAAACUUCAUCCGCAUCCUUUCGAAUCUGCCGAACAUCGGCCGUCGGAGAAGACUGAGGGCGAUAGGGUUGGCUUUGGGGACGCUGUUGGUGUUUGUGCUCUGUUUUGGACCCUAUAACGUCUCCCAUGUGGUCGGCUUCAUAACCAAGAUAAGCCCCGCUUGGAGAGACAAAGCUCUUCUUCUCAGCACGUUCAAUGCUUGUUUGGACCCGAUUAUUUUUUACUUCACCUCUGCGGCUGUUAGAAACACACUCGGGGCGAUGAUGAGGGGCAUCUGGGGUAGAUGCUGGUGCCCUCAAAUCCUAUGGAGCUCCAGGAAGGAGCCUCCUGAAACUGAGAAAAACAGUCUCCCGAAGCCACAGGAAAUCAGCAACGCACUUUGACCGAAGGCUUUUUUAAUUUGGGCCAGGGAACGACCGUGCAAUUAUUUUUAUUACACAAAUGCCACAUGGUAAACAUUACUGAACUUCCUUGUAAGACGGAGGCGACGAGGAAUGCCAAAACAACUCCGCUCACGUGUGCUAAGAAAACGUACUGGAGAGACUGAAUUAAGUGUUGGCAAACUUCCUUUUGUAUAGCGUGUUUAUCCAUCCGUAGUGUGAGCAUCCUCAUAACAAACUUGUCGUCGUUCUCUUUAUUGAGUAUGAACAGACAGCGGUAUGAAGGCAUUGAUCACCGGGAUAAAUGAGCCACAGUCGCCGGCCGCAUAAAGGUCAACAGAAGCGCCGCUCUCAAGCACGUCGCGUAAAUAUUUGAAAGCGCUUCAGUUCUGAAGGCCGGUGCUUAUUCGGAAACUGUGGUUUUCUGACGGUUUGUGUACGUGUUUGAUGGAGGGUGCACGACUUCUUCAUUUGAAGUGUACAGGAAAUGGUAAAAGUUGCACCACAGAAAUUAAUGGUGAAAGAUAUGAAGGAAAUUAGCACUGCGUAGUCAUUGCUGAUUGGUGAGGCCGUGUGCUGUUAUAUUGAUGUAAAACACGUGGUUUCUGUGUUAAAAUAAGCUGAUAUAUAUAGGAUGAUUCCCCUGAACUGUUAAAACCUAAAAAAACAUAAAUAAAAACAAAACAUAUCUUUAAAUACAUAACAAAAUAGAAAGACUC
Puntigrus tetrazona (Sumatra barb) is the source of this 2294-nucleotide messenger RNA. RefSeq names its product free fatty acid receptor 2. The coding region runs from base 607 to 1578 and encodes 323 amino acids. The transcript has 2 exons. Gene Ontology annotation, biological process: G protein-coupled receptor signaling pathway; cellular response to fatty acid. The record is from RefSeq and is a predicted model, not a curated record. Lineage: Eukaryota; Metazoa; Chordata; Actinopteri; Cypriniformes; Cyprinidae. Gene Ontology annotation, cellular component: plasma membrane. Gene Ontology annotation, molecular function: G protein-coupled receptor activity.